Spodoptera exigua (beet armyworm) is the source of this 1687-nucleotide messenger RNA. Lineage: Eukaryota; Metazoa; Arthropoda; Insecta; Lepidoptera; Noctuidae. The record is from the annotation of a GenBank genome assembly.
AUAACAAGUUAUCUACUAUAUAUGAACUGUUGAUACUAAACAAUAUUAUAUAUAUUUUCUUCAAGUAAAUAUACCUGUACUCGUUUAUGUGUCUUUACGUUAAGUACAUAGACAUAGAGAACUAAAAAUGGCGCGGUUUUUAGUUGCACUAGUUUUAACAUUAGUUGCAGUGACUCUAUCCAAAAACAUUCCAGAUCCUAGCGAUCUUGCUUUCGUCCUAAGUGAAAAUGACUUUGAAGAUUACCUGGAUUCCUGGCUUCAACUCAAGACAGAAGCUAAUCGAUUGUCAACUGUUUUCUUCAAUUCCCAAAGCGGUUGCACAUUGGAUGUAAAUGAAGACCUUGGACAACCACAACCAGUGUAUCUAAACAAUAAUACUUAUUUGACGCCUACUGGUGCAACCGGGAAGAUAAACCUUUACUCUGGAGAACAGGUUACCAUUGCCUGCCCGGGAUCCAAGCGCUCUAUCCUACAUCCUAAUGUUACUGCUUCUGUAGCAACAGCUACAGCUGUGUGUGUAAACAAUGAUCUAGUGUCUGGAGCCGGUUGGUUAAACGGUACCGGGACGUUCAGUGGACUAACUUGCUCAUCGCAUCCAACGCACGAGGCCGUAGCCACCAAUGAGACUUGUUAUAACAACAAUCUUGUUAUUAGAGUUGGUUUCACUGUGGAAGGGGUGUUUUAUCCCCUUUACUGGUCUUGCUUCGAUGAACGUCGCCUCGAAGUUCUUUAUGUGUGGUACGAACAAAACCCUCAAAACGUUGUCUUCCAAUCUGGUAUUAGCAGACCUAAUUUUGCAGCCAGUACCUUCUACCCUGGAGUACCUGUAGAUAACAUGUACAAAGUAGCGACACAAAAAGAAACCAUUGCCGAACUUGUAGGCAACGAUCUGGCUAACAAAUACAUUACAAACCGGCAGUACUUAGCUCGUGGCCAUCUUGCUGCUAAAACGGACUUCAUCUAUGCUAGUGGCCAAAGAGCCAGCUUCUACUUCAUUAACGUUGCUCCUCAAUGGCAACCCUUUAAUGCUGGUAACUGGAACUCAGUAGAACAAUACUUGCGUGCCCGCAUCGGCCAAGCUGGUUAUAACACCGUGGUGUACACUGGCACAUUCGGCGUGUCUCAGCUACGUGACGAGAACGACCGCCUUGUCGAUGUCUACCUGUACACCGAUGCCAAUAACAACCCUCAAAUCCCUGUGCCCCUCUACUAUUAUAAGGUACCUAAUCAUCUUUUAAUCAUGUCAGAUAAAAGACAUCCACUUUCAAAUGGGGCUAUACACACCUAAAUUUUGAAAAGCUCUGUAGGUGAAGUUAAAUCAAAAAACUAACAUCUUGUAAAUCUUGAAUAAUUUUAUUACCCUAUAUGAAUCUUAUGUUGCACACGUCUUCAGGUUGUCUACGACGCAGGCCGUCGUCUCGGCACAGCGUUCGUAAGCAUCAACAACCCUUACUACACGGAGUCUGAGGUGCGUGCUCUGACAUUCUGUACGGACCACUGCCGUAACAACAGCGCGUUCAGCUGGCUCAACUGGCAGCCUGACCGCAUUGAUAUGGGUUACAGCUUCUGCUGCACCGUCGAUGACUUCAGAAGGACUGUCCCCCACCUUCCCGCCUUCACCGUAACUGGUCUUCUUAGUUAAACCUAUAAAUAGUUACUUGUUUAGUAAUUUUAGCCGAACAUAUAC